GUUUUCAACUUCAAACAAAAGUCAGGUAAAUUUUUGAUGUGUAUUCUUAAAGUAUUAGUACUACAUAAGACAAAGAAAAAAGAAGAAGUGGUGUCAUUUGCCUAUGUCCAGGAAUGACAUUGACUUCUAACCUCACAUUUCACAGUUGCCGGCACACGUGGCAUGUAAAUCUUUUUAAUUGUCUUUUUCUUAUGUGUUAGUGUGUAAAAUAAUUUGUCAAUUUGGUCUUUUACACCAUGUAUUUUUUAAUAUUUGACUCAAUCAAUGAGUGGUGCGUGAACCUGAGAGUAUAACAUCCACGGAAAGCAAAUCUCAAUAACUUAUUCUUGAUGAUGAAAAUAAACAUUUUCGAAAGCUUGAAACUUAGUUAAAAGAGUACACUUAUUUCACCGCUGCAUAAGCCAGGCAAAAUCCCAAGUGUUGCAAAAAAUCCUACACGAUAACGACAUUGACCUGGUUGCCAUACAAGAGACCCAUACUGAAGACAAAGUCCAGCUUGAUUUAAGAGGAAAGAUACCUGGCUACGAUUUACUGGGAGCCACCUAUGAUAAACAUUACGGCGUCGCAACCUACAUUCGCUGCAAUAUAGAAAAUGGUUUCCUACUUUCUGCUUCCAAUGAGAAUAAUAUACAUGAAGUAGUCACCAAGAUUGGAGAUAUUACCGUAGUUAACAUAUACAAACCUCCAGCCACUACAUGGAACCCAGAAGUGCUAAAGACUCAUCCACAUCCUACUAAAUACAUCGGCGACUUCAACAGCCACCACGAAAUGUGGAAGUACACCACGAAUGAUGAAAAUGGGGAGGCACUAGUAGAAUGGUCCGAAGAGCAAAACACAUACCUAGUUUUUGAUGCCAAAGACAGAGGAACAUUUAAAUCAGCUGCAUGGAGAAAAGAAUAUAACCCAGACCUAUGUUUUGUCUCAAAAGAUACCAAUGACAGACCACUAACAACUGCGAGAAGUGUCCUUGCAGACUUCCCACAUACUCAACAUCGUCCGGUGCUUAUCACCAUCGGAAUAUCAAUUCCAAUAAUUAGAUCAUAUCCUCUACCCAGGUGGAAUCUUAGAAAAGCAAACUGGAAGAAGUUCUCUGAACAACUAGACCGGACCUUGAGCUGGGUCCCUCCAACCAGCAAACAUUAUGAGAGGUUUGUGGGCGCAGUAAUAAGCACUGCCAAGAAAACCAUCCCUAGAGGGUAUCGCAAAGAAUAUGUGCCUGGAUGGACUGAAACAUGUGAAGACUUAUACACGAAGUUUCUCGAAAGUGGUGACCGAGAAAUAGCCGAUGAGCUUUUACACAACAUCGAUACAGCUAGACGCCAAAAAUGGAUAAAGACUGUCGAAAACCUUGACUUCAAAAAAUCAAGCCGGCAGGCAUGGUCCUUGUUGCGGAAAAUUGGAGGAGCUAACCAGCUGGAAUCCAGAGAGUCUAAAAUGUCUCCUAACAAGGUUGCCUCCCAUAUAGUAUCUCUAUCCAGAGCUCCACGAGAUCGAACACAUACUACCAACGUGAAAAGAGACUUAAGGGCAUUAAAACAAAUGAACAGAACGAACUCCGAAUAUUCAGCAAGAAUACUUAUUUCUGAAAUCACACAUGCGCUGAAAGAAAUGAAAUCAGGUAAAGCACCUGGCUUUGAUGGUAUUCAUCCAGAGUUCUUGAUACACAGUGGUGCAUACACGAAACAGUGGCUUGCAAUGUUCUUUAAUGAUAUACUUCAGUCAGGUAACAUGUAACGGUCACGUUACGAAAGUAGCUCUUUAAUAAUUAUUAUUAUUAUUUUCCCUCGGUCUCUCAUUUAAAUUCUCGUAUAGGACCACUGAGGUGACGUCAUACCUCGGUGAUGGAACGUACUCCACCUAUCGAGAAUUAUUCGGGUUCUGAGAGAAUUUGACGUUUACCUUGGCGGAGAAACGCCUCUCGUUCUUUACUUGACUGUGAGCUGUGGUGUCGAAUAGAUAUACCAUAUAGAAUGGCGGAUGAUUUCCUCCAACUUAUUUUAUCACAUAAGAAAUUUAACGUAAAGUAAAAAGUUACCACCAGGGAUUGUCUGGAGUGAGGAGACAUGUGGGUGACAACUCCUGUUGGAGUAUAAAUAGGAAUCAUUCGGUGAGAUCUACUUUUUCAUAGUAAUUUUUUAUGUAUAGUCUUGGUUUUUGUGAUGGAACCUUUGAGAUAUUAGGUUCAUUGUUAAAUUUCUUAGUCAACUCAUUAUUUGGAUUUUAUGUAGAUUAUUUCGAUUAUUGAAUAUUUAUUCAAGGAAAAUUAUAUAUUAAUUUAUUUUUUGGUUAGACAUAACCAAACAUAUGCAAUUCUCAAUUAAUAUUAGAAAUAAUUAUCAUUUCUCUGUAGGUUUUAAAUUUAUUGAACCUCCAAUAUUUUUAUAAAUUCUAUAUAUUUUUACAGAUAUUCCCUCAGAUAAAUCAUAUUCAAAUUUCACAUUUAUCAUUAUUUGUUCAUGUGUUCACACUCAAAAUAGUUCAAGGUUACCUGAGAUUAGUUUUUGUUCCAUCUUAAUGAUCGGUUUUUCUAUGUUAAUGCUUCUAAAAAGUUUCCUCAAUUAUUUCUUCUUCCCUUUACUUUUUGCUAAUGUUUAAAAUGGGAAAUAAAACUGGGAAUGUUUUUAGCCAUUUGGGAGAAACCCUACCAUGAAGUCAUAGACCUUAUUUGACCACCUAGAGAAACCACUACAGCCACAGUCAAGUCAUCAUGGGAAUACGUCUUUUUGGGAACAAGCUAUGGGAGCGUUCCAGCUCAAUUUUCGUCUUGGCACCUGGGCCUACAGGAGUCAUGGAGUCGCACCAUCCUGGUGCAUCAUUUCCUAGGAUGCAACCGCAACCUCGUUUGGGAACAUUUAGUGAGGUGUUUUAGUAACUAUUGGUUUUUUUUAUAUUUCAGACUAUCUGUUAAAUACACUAUGUUUUUUUUCCAGAUUUAGGUUACCUCUGGUUUUUUUUGACAUAUUUGUAUAUUAGAUUAUUUGGUUCCCAAACUUUGUAUCUACGGUAACUUCUUGUGCACAGGAAUAAGCCUAGAGAAAAUUAGGUUUUUAAUGCUUUAUUAUUGCUUUGAUAUUGGUUUAUGUAAUUCGGGUAAAUUUAUUUUUUAAUAUUACUAGCUUGUUUCCCAAAUAUUUUACUGUUAUUCGCUUUAUUCCAUUUGUUCGGUUAAUUUAGGUCAUCGUCGGUAUUUAUCUCAACUUCAUUUCUACUUUAGUCAAUUGUAUAUUUAACUUUAUUUAUUCAUUAUUGUAUUUUCCCUUAGUGAGGCUUGGGCCUAUUUAUUUGUAGUAUUUUCAUCUUUGUCAGUUUCCUUUAGUUGUACGUAGCAGGCGUACUAUAACCAUUUGGUAGAAGACUUAUGUAAUUUUGUACCCUAUAUGUUAGUGAGAGGUACUUAUACCUGUAAUUUUGUAACAGGUAACAUUGUUGUUAUCUUAGGUUGAACAUAACUUUUGCAAACUUUUGUCAUGUUAGAGUCACAUAAUAUGAACUUGUUUAACUCAGAGAUUGUUAAAAAUCUAGUAGUUAUUUUUAAUAAAUAUGUAUUUAUUUUGUAUAUCAUGAAUUUUAUUAUUCCUUUAUGUUCAUUAUUACAGGUUUAAUAUAUUUAAUAUUUGACAGCAGUAUAAGAUACCUGGGAAAAUGAUCGAAGAUCAUUUUCAUGGCGCCCAUGAUUAGUUAGUUUUAUUUAUUUUGUUCGUUUUUAGUCAUUAGUCAUCUCCAUUCAUUUUCAGUACAUUAUUCUUAUUUUAUUAUUUCAUCUUUUAGUCAUCAUUACUAUCUAUAUAGAGCUACUGUUCUUCGACAGGCAUGCAAACGAGCCGUAUCCAUCCUUGAGUGUCAAGUUGCUCUCUUGCAUCUAUAGCUAGCCAACUCUAUUCAGUUUGCCUCUGUCUCUUCCCACUUUACUUCUAUCCCUUCUAAUCCCCCUUUCUUCAGUACUACUGAAAAGUAGUAUUUUUUAUUUUUCCUAUUGCGGCUUCUCAACGUAGAAGUCACUUCAUCCUUUUCUUCCCCCACACACCACUAUCUCUCUUCAUUUUUAGUUACCAAAUCUUUUCUUUUUUUUCCUUACUUCUGUUGGAGUACCUAUAUCUUUCUUUUUACUUUCACUCCAACAGAAGUUUUCUUCAUUUUGUUACACUGGCUGCCCAAUGCGUGGUGCCAACCGUUUAUGGUUUUAAGACAGUAGUUCUUUUAGUUCAUUUUUAUUUUAUUGGAAUUUUCUGUUUUAUUAACUUUUGAUAUCUUUGUAUACAUGUUAUUUCUGAUUUAUUUUUGGUCUUUUUAUUUUUAUUAAUACUAAACAGGUAGACUUAUACUGCUUUUGUUUUCGAUUAGUUUAUUUCGAUACCUCAUUUUUAGUUUUAGUGGUACAGCUCAUAUCUUAGUUUGGAUUUUGUAUUUUUAUUGGAAACUUAUUUAUGUAUUUAGAUUGAGUAUACAUAACUGACAUUAUGUUCUAUUAGUUAAAUUUUUAUUCCUUCUACCAAUGGUAGUACGUUUGCGCGUACAAUUAAUCGUUGAAUAUAUGCAUACAUUUUUUUCUAGUGUGGUUAUAUUUUACACCUAACUAGAAAUUAUUUUCAGUAUUUAGGUAUUUUAUUUACUUUAUUGAUUUGAUUAUUUAUAUAUUUUGCUGGCAUUUUGAUUUGUUGGUGUGUCGCUAAUAUUUUCUCCAUAUGUAUCUUUGUCUUACAAACUUUAGAUUAUAUUUUAUAUUUGUUAUUUUUGAUAUUUGGGUUGUUUGGUAAGACAGGCACACACCACAAAGCACAAUCAGUCCACAACAUUAGCUUCUACACAUGAUACGUUGAAUUCGCAUGGUUCGGAUGAUUACAGAUGGUCAUCCAAAUUAUUUUUCUUUAAUUGGUAGUGUUAAACAUAACAAUUAUAAUUAUUGUAUAGUAAAGUAGUUCCAUUAUCCACCUCAGUUUCUAGUUUUAUUAUUGUUGAUAAUAAUAUUAUAUCAAUGUGGGUACCAUAAAAUAAUGCUCAUAGAAAUCAGAUACUUUAGGUUGAGAUUUAAACAUAAAUCUUUUAUUAGUUAGAAACAUUGGUACUUUUUCUAUUAAGUUUAGAACAAUCCUCAGAAGAAGAUUAACUUAACGGUGUCGUUCAAGCUAAUCUCUUCUUCUGUUUGUCUUUAGCUUAGCUCAAUCGUUAGUAUGGUUAGAAAUUUUAGUCUGAUUUUUUUUUACCAUCUGAUAAUGCAGGUACCUACAUACAUUGCUUGAUUUCAUCUUUGGCUUUGUUGUUGAUGACUUUUAAUUUAUUACUUAUUAAUUUAAUUAUUAUGUAGUACUUUAUGUAUGAGUUUAAUUUUUUUUGGGUAUUAGGCAUGGUGCAUUGUAAUUAUUAUUAUGAGUCAAUGUUAUUAAUUGCUAAUCCUGUCAGUAGGAUUAUACAAUUAAUCAGAACUUCACUUGUAUUUUUGUCUAGUUUUUGCACACCUAACCCUUAAGUUAGAAGGGUUGUUGAUUAUUAUAUAUUUAUAUAUAUUUGGAUAGGUGAACUCAUACAAGUACUCUUGUUUAAUAUGGAUAUUAUUAUGGAACUAUGUUGCACUACCAUAUCUCAGGUUAUAUUAUUUUUGAAUAUUUGAUUACCUACUAUUUUUUUUACAUUAUUUUUAUAUCUAGUUAUGAAUUUGCCAUAUUGGAAAGAUGUGGUUUUUAAUUUGUUAUUGGGUUACUCUAUUAACAUUUGUCUCCAAUAUCUUAAACACUUUAUAAUAAUUUAUAUCCUUCUAUCCUACACACUAUGAUUCUGGAAUUAGAUUGGAAUGUUGAUGUGAGUAUGUAUGGUUUCUUAAGUCUUUUAUUGAUUUCUUCUUGUGGACUAGCCUGUCCUUACUCUGUUAAUGCUAGUGAGUGAGUACGUGGGUUCGAAAUUCAGCAAUUGGCCAUUGCUAUCCGGUUUCGUAAUCUAUGUCCUCAUGGCAGAGUAUGCAGAUGUCUAUUCAUCAUCAUGUCCUAACUAUUCUUGUCUAAUUAGUCCAAUUAUUCCAGUUACAUAUUUACAAUUUGAUAGGGAAGUAUUUAGUUUAUAUUUUAUCUCGUACUUCAUAUUAUGUUUGUUGUUGACUAUCCCUAUACGCAGUAGGUUUGUUAAGUCAGUAUUUGGAGUGUUUAGACAAAUGAGUUGUUCAUUUGAGUAUAUUCCCACUUCUUUCCUUAGGCAUUAGUUUUGUUAUUUAGAUUUUGGAACAUUUCCUGAAUAAUUCCACGUAUGUGAGAGCGCAUGAAUCACGUAUGUGAGAGCGCAUGAAUCUGCAGUUUUAAUUAAAAUUGGUUGCCCGUUCUCGUCAAUUUUUUUUUCCUAUCACUUAUCACAUAUUUUUUUUUUCUAUCACUUAUCAUAGUGUCAUAAAACUUAUGAGUUCAUCAUUUAUUCUUUUUCUUUCUUACUUAUUCUUACAUUAUUGGUACCUUAUCUGAGUCUGGUUAUUCUCCUACAUCUGUUGUAGCAACAUGCUAUAGUUCGCGAAUACCAGCACAAAUUAAGUUUAGGUAGUUUCUAUAUUUUAGUCAAUAUACCUUAGGUAUUUAUCUUACCUUUGAUUUAGUUUGGUUACCUCUCUGUUACUUAGUCUGUUAGUAAUUUUUUUUCUGACUUAUUUUGGAUUACUUAGUUUAGAUAGGUUCAUAUUACCGGAUGAGGGUGUAUGUAGACCUAAUUUAUUUAUUUUGUUCAGUAUUAGUUACCAUUGGAUCCAAUAAUUUAGUUUAUUUAGUAUUAGUAAGAAUUGGUCCAUAAAUUUGCCUGAUCGUUCUUCUUUGGAUAUACUCCUAUAUAAAUCUGGUGUCCAUUGAUAGUCCGAUUCUGGAUAAGCGUCCGAUUCUUCAUUUAUUUUGUGUAUUUAGUUGGAUAGGUUCGUAUUACCGGAUGUGGGUGUACGUAGACCUGAUCUGUUUAUGUGGUUUAGUAUUGGUGUGAAUUGGUCCAUAAAUUUGCCUGGUCGUUCUUCUUUGGAUAUGCCUUUUAUGAAUCUGGUGUCCACUGAUAGUUCGACUUUGGAUUAAGUGUCCGAUUCCACAUAUAUUUUGGUUAUUGAGUUUUGGAUUCCUUUGGUAUGUUUAUUAUUAGUAUUAUUUGGCAUUAGUGAGAGUUGUUCCAUAAAUCUUCCUGAUUGUUCUUCUCUGGAUAUACUAUUAUGAAUCUGGUGUCCAUUGUUAGUUCAAUUUUGGAUUAAGUGUUCAAUUCUUUACUUAUUUUAGUUACUGAUUUUUUUUAUUCACUUUGAUAUAUUUACUUGUGAUAUGGAUCGAAUUGGCUCACACCUUUUCCUGGUUGUUCCGUCCUUGGAUAUAUCCUUUAUAAAUCUGAUGUCCAUGGAUAUUUCAAUUUUGGUUUGGUGCCCAAUUCGACACUUAGCAUUAUUAUGAACGUUAGUACCGUAUUUAGUUUUGUUUUGGCUUUUAAGCAAUAUUAUGUCAAUAUUUGGGUAGCAGAGAGUAACAUAGUAACAUUUUAGUAUGAGUUUGAGUCAUGUAUUUAUUUAUUUCUCCUUGAACAUUAGUUUAUGCUUAUUGGUAAUCUUGCGAAUCAACGUGGAUUGUUAGACUAUGUAUUGCAAAGUUAGUUGUUAUUAUUUUGAAGUUUAGAAAAAAAAAAUUUUAUGGAUAAAAUUUUUUUUUCCCAAGUAGAAGGGGAUUGUAACGGUCACGUUACGAAAGUAGCUCUUUAAUAAUUAUUAUUAUUAUUUUCCCUCGGUCUCAUUUAAAUUCUCGUAUAGGACCACUGAGGUGACGUCAUACCUCGGUGAUGGAACGUACUCCACCUAUCUAGAAUUAUUCGGGUUCUGAGAGAAUUUGACGUUUACCUUGGCGGAGAAACGCCUCUCGUUCUUUACUUGACUGUGAGCUGUGGUGUCGAAUAGAUAUACCAUAUAGAAUGGCGGAUGAUUUCCUCCAACUUAUUUUAUCACAUAAGAAAUUUAACGUAAAGUAAAAAGUUACCACCAGGGAUUGUCUGGAGUGAGGAGACAUGUGGGUGACAACUCCUGUUGGAGUAUAAAUAGGAAUCAUUCGGUGAGAUCUACUUUUUCAUAGUAAUUUUUUAUGUAUAGUCUUGGUUUUUGUGAUGGAACCUUUGAGAUAUUAGGUUCAUUGUUAAAUUUCUUAGUCAACUCAUUAUUUGGAUUUUAUGUAGAUUAUUUCGAUUAUUGAAUAUUCAUUCAAGGAAAAUUAUAUAAUAUAUUUUUUGGUUAGACAUAACCAAACAUAUGCAAUUCUCAAUUAAUAUUAGAAAUAAUUAUCAUUUCUCUGUAGGUUUUAAAUUUAUUGAACCUCCAAUAUUUUUAUAAAUUCUAUAUAUUUUUACAGAUAUUCCCUCAGAUAAAUCAUAUUCAAAUUUCACAUUUAUCAUUAUUUGUUCAUGUGUUCACACUCAAAAUAGUUCAAGGUUACCUGAGAUUAGUUUUUGUUCCAUCUUAAUGAUCGGUUUUUCUAUGUUAAUGCUUCUAAAAAGUUUCCUCAAUUAUUUCUUCUUCCCUUUACUUUUUGCUAAUGUUUAAAAUGGGAAAUAAAACUGGGAAUGUUUUUAGCCAUUUGGGAGAAACCCUACCAUGAAGUCAUAGACCUUAUUUGACCACCUAGAGAAACCACUACAGCCACAGUCAAGUCAUCAUGGGAAUACGUCUUUUUGGGAACAAGCUAUGGGAGCGUUCCAGCUCAAUUUUCGUCUUGGCACCUGGGCCUACAGGAGUCAUGGAGUCGCACCAUCCUGGUGCAUCAUUUCCUAGGAUGCAACCGCAACCUCGUUUGGGAACAUUUAGUGAGGUGUUUUAGUAACUAUUGGUUUUUUUUAUAUUUCAGACUAUCUGUUAAAUACACUAUGUUUUUUUUCCAGAUUUAGGUUACCUCUGGUUUUUUUUGACAUAUUUGUAUAUUAGAUUAUUUGGUUCCCAAACUUUGUAUCUACGGUAACUUCUUGUGCACAGGAAAAAGCCUAGAGAAAAUUACGUUUUUAAUGCUUUAUUAUUGCUUUGAUAUUGGUUUAUGUAAUUCGGGUAAAUUUAUUUUUUAAUAUUACUAGCUUGUUUCCCAAAUAUUUUACUGUUAUUCGCUUUAUUCCAUUUGUUCGGUUAAUUUAGGUCAUCGUCGGUAUUUAUCUCAACUUCAUUUCUACUUUAGUCAAUUGUAUAUUUAACUUUAUUUAUUCAUUAUUGUAUUUUCCCUUAGUGAGGCUUGGGCCUAUUUAUUUGUAGUAUUUUCAUCUUUGUCAGUUUCCUUUAGUUGUACGUAGCAGGCGUACUAUAACCAUUUGGUAGAAGACUUAUGUAAUUUUGUACCCUAUAUGUUAGUGAGAGGUACUUAUACCUGUAAUUUUGUAACAGGUAACAUUGUUGUUAUCUUAGGUUGAACAUAACUUUUGCAAACUUUUGUCAUGUUAGAGUCACAUAAUAUGAACUUGUUUAACUCAGAGAUUGUUAAAAAUCUAGUAGUUAUUUUUAAUAAAUAUGUAUUUAUUUUGUA
Molecule: messenger RNA, 9479 nt
Organism: Diabrotica virgifera virgifera (western corn rootworm)
Lineage: Eukaryota; Metazoa; Arthropoda; Insecta; Coleoptera; Chrysomelidae
Exons: 2
Coding region: 769-1734 (321 amino acids)
Source: RefSeq, a predicted model, not a curated record